GACGAUCAGUUAACCGAGAACUGGGGAGAGUGGAAGGGCGUGGCCAAAAAGUAGGUAGCGCUGUUACCGUAGCGGGACGUGUAAUGAAAAAUGACCACUGCUAACAAGACUCCCCCUGGUGCAGAUCCAAAACAGCUGGAAAGGACAGGAACUGUUCGAGAAAUAGGUUCACAAGCUGUUUGGUCUCUUUCAUCUUGUAAACCGGGAUUUGGGGUGGAUCAGUUACGAGAUGAUAAUCUAGAAACAUACUGGCAAUCUGAUGGAUCACAGCCUCAUUUGGUCAACAUCCAGUUCAGAAGAAAAACUACUGUGAAGACAUUAUGCAUUUAUGCAGAUUAUAAAUCUGAUGAAAGUUACACUCCAAGCAAAAUCUCUGUGAGAGUAGGAAACAACUUUCACAAUCUUCAGGAAAUUCGGCAACUUGAAUUAGUGGAGCCAAGUGGUUGGAUUCAUGUUCCUUUAACUGACACCCAUAAGAAACCUAUUCGCACAUUUAUGAUUCAGAUUGCAGUUUUAGCCAAUCAUCAGAAUGGAAGAGAUACACAUAUGCGACAAAUUAAGGUUUAUACACCAGUUGAAGAAAGUUCUAUUGGUAAAUUUCCUAGAUGUACAACAAUUGAUUUCAUGAUGUAUCGAUCAAUCAGGUAAGGUUCCAUCCAUCUGUGACCAUUCCAAUGGAUUUCCAGGAGGAUUUUCUGGAGCACAAAGUGGUGGAUGCCUGAAGACACCAGCUACCAAAGUUCUGAGGUGGCUGGUCCCUGCUGUCAUUUUAACCCCGAUUGCCAUGGGGGAUUUGUAGAUCCAAGUCUUGUUGGAAACUGUCAACCUUGGCUGCAAUUUCAUUUAAUCAUUGCAAUAUAAAAAUCAAUGUUUCUGCAGACAAAAGACAAGCCUCUUAGAAAGAUUUAGUGAUACAGUUAUUAUAGGAACUUUCUCCAGAAAGUUAUCUCUCUGCUCCAGGGGAUGAUUUGGGCAGAGCCUUUGAAGGGCUGUUAGUGUGUUAUGGCUGAGAUCUGUGUUGUUAUAAUCCUUGAAGGUGAAAGAGGUCCUGGGGUAGUAGAUCCAUUACUCACAUUUUUAGUUGCCUCUGUCGUGGAGAGAUAAGAGUUGAUCCUCAUUUCUUUUUCUGCUUUGUAAGAUUUAUCGGUCCUAGUAUGUUGCUGGGCCGUCUCAGGGUUCUCUUCUUAGGUGACAUUUUGAAGGUGUUAGCUUAAGCCAGAAUUGGUAAGGACUGUCAUAAGCCAAGAACUUAUUUUAGAAGUUAUUAAUGUGUUGCCAUCUUGGCUCCUCCCCGAUUUAAGCUUAAAUUUAAUGGGUUUUUUUUAAACAAAAAAGCAACAAUUGGUGCUGUUUUGCUAAAUGCUAAAUUGGUGUCAAUUUAGACAAGAAUAAAUGUAGUUUUUUAAUAUUCUGAACUAUUGCUUCAUUACUUAUAUGGCCCUCAUUUCAUGUGUGACAUAACCAAAGUAUUGUAUCAGUGUAGACUUCAGUGCGUCUUGAAAGUUUUGAAGGAAAUAAGCAGGCUUAGAAGAUAAGCAAGGUUCAAAACCAUUCAUCUCUAAAAUGAAAAGACUUCACCUUAAAAGAGUAGAAGAUAGUGUAUUACUGUCAAGAAAAUGUAAUGGGGAGGAAGGGAGAUGGAGAAUGCACCAGAUAUUUAUUUAAAGAUUAAGAAGAACAAUCUUUCCUGUUGGCAUCUAUAUGAAGAAUCAAAAUCUGGACUCUUACUAUCUUUCCAUUAUGUAGUACAUUAAGCUUUGGCAAAUAACUUGCAUGAGUGGCCUUCCUGAUUUGCAGUUUCGACUUGGCUUCACUACUUACUUUACAUUUAUUUUGUUUUGCUAAUGGUCUAUAACAGAGCAAACUUCCAAAGCAGAAUUAUGCUGGCCAAAGUUCAAUGUAAAAGCAUGUUGUAUUACUGAUUCUAAUAAAUGCAGUUAACCCAAA
Messenger RNA from Protobothrops mucrosquamatus (brown spotted pit viper), 1947 nucleotides. It is a transcript of the gene ANAPC10, whose product is annotated as anaphase promoting complex subunit 10. Lineage: Eukaryota; Metazoa; Chordata; Lepidosauria; Squamata; Viperidae. Bases 91 to 648 code for a protein of 185 amino acids. Gene Ontology annotation, biological process: protein K11-linked ubiquitination; anaphase-promoting complex-dependent catabolic process. The transcript is spliced from 6 exons. The record is from RefSeq and is a predicted model, not a curated record. Gene Ontology annotation, cellular component: anaphase-promoting complex.